AUGUACACACAGAGGGUGACUCCCACACUCCCAGUCAGCUCAGUCACCACGGCCCCACUGACCAAUCACAGCCCAUGCACGGCAUCACCAUGGUCACGCCAUGGACAUGCCCACAUCUGCUCCUGUUACAGUGAGGUGAUGCAGGCCCUGCAGUCGGAGGUGUCCCAGCUGAGGAGAGACCUGGAGGUAGGUCUGGUCCAGCUGCCUCACCUCUCCCAGAGGAUGGACUACUUGACCUCCAGAUACAGACAGGACAGACAGGACAAGAUGCUCAAGACCAGGCCCAGGACAUCCCACAGUCCCACAGGGAGCAGACAGUCUGACCAACACCAACUCCAAGAAAGAAGACUGGAUCUCCUCAGACACGGACCACAGCAAGAGCAAAGCAUCAGAGGAGAACUGUUCUCUGGAGACUCCAGUCCUCUGGCCCUCCAGUCCUCCGGCCCUCCGGUCCUCCGGCACUCCGGCACUCAUACAAGAACCCCAGAUCUCCAGGGAAGGACCAGCAACCAGCCCACUCCUGUCCAUCCUCUACAGAAGCCAUCAUCGGCUCCUCCUGUAGAUUACCCGCUGGUUUCUGUCUCACACCACGGGAGGAGCUCCACCCAGUCAGACUCAGCUCUACUGUCCAGCGGUAACUUCCCCCCCCAGCUCUCCCCCCCCCAGGACCGGAGGCAGAGCAAGCAGGCACAGGGCCAACAAGACAUAACAUUAUCCGUGUUCCAAGUGACCACAAAAAGUAUGACAGUGCAAUGGAGUCGUUACUCUGGCGCCAGCUCCUACAAAAUCACUGCCACACCAAAAAACUCUCCUCAACCGUCCGCCUUCGCCCAGUUCAGCGGGAAAUCCGUCAUUGGCUCCGUUAACUCUCUCUCCGCCAAUACAGUGUACACUAUGCGGGUCGAUGCCAUGGACAAAGCGGGCAACGUCCUGAGCAGUGCAGAGUUGGAGGGGAGCUCAGCCCCCGAGGUACCUACCAUUGAGCAGGCCUACUCCAAGCAGAGCGACAGCAUCACUGUGCAGUUCAGUGAGGUGAUGGGGGCGAGUGGCUACAUCCUGCGAGCCGAGUCUGAGGUGGGAGACUUCUUCUCAGAGACCAUGGUGACCAGCUCCCCCGGCACCGUGCUGCAGCUGCAGCCAUACACUGACUACACCCUCAGCGUCAUGUCUGUCAACAGUGCGGGACGCAGCCAGCCCUCAUUACCCGUCCAGAUCAGAACAGUGGUGAUGGCCCCACAGCUCAACUCCACCUCUCCCAGUAAUGACACCAUCCUGGUGACCUGGUCUCCGGUCGACCACGCCGUCCUCUACACCCUCUGCAUCAUCAGGGAGGGCUCCAACUCUCGCCUCAAACUCAACACCAGCGACCCCUUCAUGACCUUUGAUGACCUGGAGCCUGGCACCAUCUACUGCAUCAAGGGCACAGCCUGGGACCUGGACGGUCGCCCCGGAGACGACCUCACCGUGUGUCAGAUCACCCGUCCUCUCAGCCCUGAGGCCAUCCAGCUGUUCUUCACCCAGAGCAGGUCUGUGGGGUUGGCAGUCUCCUGGCAGAUGGUGCGUGGGGCAGACGUCUACUUGGCCAGGACUUCUACUGGUCAGAACUGCUCUGCCUCAAAGAUGUUCUGUACCAUCAUCCCGCUGAGCUGCGGUCAGAACCACAGUGUGACUGUUACUGCCGAGAACAGCGCUGGACCCAGCAACCCCUCUGACCCUGAGGAAUUCAUCACAUUCCCGUGCCCUCUGGAGCGUAUCUGGGUAGAGGAGCGCCAGGCGGGCAGCUGCUGGAUAACGUGGACUGAGAUGCCCCUGGUGGAGAACUACAUUGCCUUUAUCAAGAGAGACGAUGGGUCUGAAGAGCGUUGUAACACAACUGACACCACCUGUCACUUCCACUGCAUGUGUGGCUACACCUACCUCAUCACCAUGUUCAGCUACAACCUGGCUGGCUCCAGUCCACAGGGAGAAGUGUUCAACUAUACGACCGUUCCCUGUUGCCCAGAGGAUAUUACCAUAGCACUGGUUUCCACGGAGACCCUGGAGAUCAUGUGGUUGUCGGUGCGGGGGGCGGAGCUAUACGAGACGACGGCGGAGGAGAUUGAUGAUGUCAUCCACUGUAAGGACACAGCGCCUGUGUGUGCUCUGUCCGACCUGCGCUGUAACACACAGUACAGUGUGGUGGUGACACCAUGCAGCGAGAUACGAGGCUGCAACCGCACCUGCAAACCUCACACACAUGAGACAGCUCCCUGUUCUCCAGAGAUCCUGAGUGUGUCUCAGAACAACUCAUCCUCGAGUGUCAGUGUCCUGUAUACUGCCCCUAACACCCCCAACACCACCUACACUGUCACAGCCGUGAGCCACACAGACACACUCACCUGUCAAUCACGCUCCACCUCUUGCCAGCUCACACAGCUGCCCUGCGGAGUCACCUAUGAUGUCACAGCGUACGCCAGGACAGCAGUGGGGACAAGCCUGCCCAGCUAUAGCGUGCCCCUGGAAACAGGUCCCUGCUGCCCCCCCACCCUGACAGUAGACCAGGUGACCCAGGCCAUGACCAACGUCACCUGGUCCCCCGCUACAGGGGCGCGCUCCUAUGUCACAGCGCUGACUUCAUCGCGGGGACACGCCAAGUGCCACACCAUGGACACACACUGCCUGAUGGGAUGCAUCACCUGCGGUACCAACUACAGCGUGAGCAUGGAGGCCAUCAGCAGGACAGGCCACAAGGCAGAAUGCAACUAUCAUGGCUUCUCAUCCAGCGCCUGUUGUCCAUCGAGUGUCAAACUCUACCAGAUGGCCAACAACUCUCUGAGGGCAUACUGGCGCUCCUCGGGCCCCCAGAACCACACGGUGGACCUGAUUGGGACAGGCACCAAUCACACCUGCGUCCCCUCGCCCCUCAGCAGCUCCUGUGAAGUGACGAAUGUCAUAUGUGGGGACAUCUACACCAUGGUGGUGGCACCUGUCAAUCAGGACGGGAGCAAAGUCACAUUCUGUCCCCGCAGGAUCUACUCUGUGUCCUGCUCCGGAAGCAAUGUAGGAAUGGUGAUCUAUCGGGGAAAGAGAAGUGUCGAUUAGAGGUAAUCCCCUGGAAAGACACGAAAUUGCAUCCACUAAUAUCAACGUCUGUCACGUCUGUCAAGAAAUCAGCUGAAAUGUCACUCUUUUUAUUCAGUACCUCUCCUUUGAUUCUAACUUCAUCUAUCUAUGCUUUUUGGGAUCAACAUGUGUCCUAAUGUCAAACCAUCAUUAAGUUAAUUAUUAAAGGUGUGUUAUCUUCAGUGUAUACCUGAAAAAGACUUGAUGCCAUUUUAUAUGACUGUAAAGAGACAUGCAAGCUUGUGAAUUAUACAUUCUAAUCUCUACAAUCAAAAC
Coregonus clupeaformis (lake whitefish) is the source of this 3378-nucleotide messenger RNA. Its product is annotated as fibronectin type III domain-containing protein 7-like. Gene Ontology annotation, molecular function: protein binding. The transcript is spliced from 17 exons. The record is from RefSeq and is a predicted model, not a curated record. Bases 1 to 3081 code for a protein of 1026 amino acids. Lineage: Eukaryota; Metazoa; Chordata; Actinopteri; Salmoniformes; Salmonidae.